This is a messenger RNA of Cloeon dipterum, 504 nucleotides long. RefSeq names its product gastrula zinc finger protein XlCGF58.1-like. Gene Ontology annotation, molecular function: DNA-binding transcription factor activity, RNA polymerase II-specific. The coding region runs from base 1 to 504 and encodes 167 amino acids. The transcript has a single exon. The record is from RefSeq and is a predicted model, not a curated record. Gene Ontology annotation, biological process: regulation of transcription by RNA polymerase II. Gene Ontology annotation, cellular component: nucleus. NCBI's taxonomy places the organism in Eukaryota, Metazoa, Arthropoda, Insecta, Ephemeroptera, Baetidae.
AUGGAUCACAACUCUGAGUUCGUCUGUUCGGAUUGCAAUAAGGGAUUCAACUUCAAAUCAAGCUUGGUCAGACACAUGAAGGAGCACAACCCUGAGCGGUCUGAGUACGUCUGUUCAAAAUGCGGCAAAGCCUUCAAACGAAAUUACGUCUUGCGUAUACACUCACGCAUCCACACAACCGCCGAGAGAAAUGAGUUGGAAAAGAAGCUAAAGCAAAAUCUGAGUUCUUAUGAAAUCGAGACAUUAAUCUGUGAGACUUGCGGCAAAAGAUUCAAGUGCAAAUCACUUUUGGAAAGGCACAAGGAGGUCCAUAGCCUUGAGUUGCCGUUCAAAUGUUUGGUGUGCAAUAAGGGAUUUAAGCGCAGGGGCACCCUAAAGCGGCACUUAGUCAGUCACUCAGGUGAGAAGAAGCACGUCUGUCCUGAAUGUGGCAAGGCCUUCACCCAAAAAGGAAGCAUGGACCGACAUGCACGCAAUGGGCACCCGUCACAUCCAAAGAAAUAA